UUUAUUCCCUUGGCCAUGGUCCAGUUCUUGAAUGACAUGGAAAGGGAAAAGCCCAUUCAGUUCACCUCUCGGCAGUUAAGAAUAGCAACAGACAACUUUACCAUCCAAUUGGGUUCAGGUGGGUUUGGGACUGUUUAUAAGGGUAUCAUCAGUAACAACACACCUGUAGCAGUCAAAGUGCUAAAUGGGACUUCUGACAAGAGCAUUCAGAAACAAUUUAUGGCUGAAAUGAGCACAAUGGGAAGAACCCAUCACUUUAAUCUGGCUAGACUGUACGGAUUCUGCUUUGAGUCAACUUUAAGAGCUCUUGUGUACGAGUUUAUGGUAAAUGGCUCUUUGGAUCACUAUUUGUUUAAAGAGGACAAAAAAACUAUUAUAGGGUUCAAGCAACUCCGUGAGAUUGCACUAGGGACUGCAAGAGGCAUCACUUACUUGCAUGAAGAAUGUCCUCAAAGAAUAGUUCACUAUGAUAUCAAACCAGGAAACGUACUCUUGGAUUCAAAUUUUUGUGCAAAAGUAUCCGAUUUUGGUCUAGCAAAACUUUGCAACAGGGAUAGUUCUCACAUAAGUAUGACCGGAGGACGGGGGACCCCAGGCUACGCAGCACCUGAGCUAUGGAUGGCUCUCCCAGUUACACAAAAAUGUGAUGUAUAUAGUUUUGGGAUGCUACUUUUUGAGAUCAUCGGAAGGAGAAGAAACAUGGACACAAGUCUUGUUGAAAGCCAACAUUGGUUCCCAGUAUGGGCAUGGGGCAAAUAUGAAAAGAAACAAUUGAAGGAUUUGAUGAUAGCUUGUGGGAUUGCAGAGGAGGACGAAGAAGUUGUGCAGAGGAUGCUUAAGGUGGCCCUUUGUUGUGUCCAGUAUAAGCCCGAGACUAGGCCUGUGAUGAGCAUCGUUGUGAAGAUGUUGGAAGGGGCUUUAGAGGUUCCGGAACCUCUAAAUCCUUUUACACAUCUGCUUUCAGGGGUUAGUGAGGCGGGUGAUUCUUUGGCUCAAAUGGCAUGGAAUGUUGGUGGCUUAGAUUGGUCUUCAUCUGAAAUGUUAUCCAAAUCUACACUAGUAAACGAAAAAGCCAUUAUGAAGAAAUAUGAGAUCACAAUUGCAUCAGUGUAA
Erigeron canadensis is the source of this 1113-nucleotide messenger RNA. Its product is annotated as G-type lectin S-receptor-like serine/threonine-protein kinase At1g34300. The transcript has a single exon. Gene Ontology annotation, biological process: protein phosphorylation. Lineage: Eukaryota; Viridiplantae; Streptophyta; Magnoliopsida; Asterales; Asteraceae. Gene Ontology annotation, molecular function: ATP binding; protein kinase activity. The record is from RefSeq and is a predicted model, not a curated record. Bases 16 to 1113 code for a protein of 365 amino acids.